CGGACAAGAGCUGGAUAAACAACGCAAGGAUAUCGGAUCACCACAGAGCAACGCCUUUUACCGUAGAAGCGUGAAUUUUGUUUCUUCCAGGAAGGAUUCAAAGAUCCACAACGCGAGCAUAGCGGUGUAGUCUCUUCAGCGCCACCCUAACCAAACACGCAAAAACUCACAUCUCCGAACAAUUCUGUGAUACAAUGGAGGCCGAGAUCAGAGCCCAGAUUCCUGGAAUCGACCCUGUCGUGUCCGAGUAUUCCGCAGGAUACCUCAACCAUGCCUCGCAAGCAUACAGCGCGGAAGGCGACCCACUGUCAGAUGCCGCCGCCGCUGUGACAGCUCUGCUGCUUUCCGCUUCUGGUGAUCUGUCUAAUCAGAAUGAGUUGACAAUUCAAAAUCUGAUUGAGAAAUUUGUCUCCAAGCUCUCCUCUCAGUCUGAUGCUGAUGGCGAGAGACGCCAGCAGGCACCUUCUGCCAGAAAGCUGGAGCAAACCAUCCAGGUCGGAUCUUCAAGAAACAUCUCAUCAACUCUUGGCUUGACUGGUGGUGUCAACUUGGAGCACACUGGUAGACAGAUCGAAUCUCGUGUCGACAAGAAGAAGCUAGAGAAGGCUGAGAAGAAACUCCGCGCGAAGCAAGACAGAAAGGAAUUCAAGAAUGUCGAGUACGAGGCUUCCAGACUUUUGGAGAUGCCCGAUGAUGCUGCAUCAUACGAAGAAUUCUUCAUGAAGGUCAACCCUCUGCAGCUUGGUUCUGACAACCAAGGCAAGAGCAAGGACAUCAAGGUUGAUGGUAUCGAUAUCACUAUCGGUGGCAAGCGAAUCUUGAGUGAUACCAACCUGACCCUGGCCUUUGGUCGCAGAUACGGUCUGGUCGGUCAGAACGGUAUCGGUAAAUCUACUUUGCUCAGAGCUUUGAGUAAGAGAGAGGUCGCCAUUCCAACUCAUAUUUCCAUUCUUCACGUCGAGCAAGAGAUCAUGGGAGACGACACUCCUGCUCUUCAAGCCGUUCUGGAUGCCGAUGUCUGGCGCAAGCACUUGCUGAGAGAGCAAGACAAAAUCACCAAGGAACUUGCAGAAUUGGAAGCCAGCCGAUCACAGAUGGCAGACACAUCAGCAGAUGCUGCCAAGCUUGACACUCAGCGAGAAGGUCUCGACAUCACGCUUAGUGAUGUCCAGGGCAAGCUUGCCGAAAUGGACUCCGACAAGGCAGAAUCUCGUGCUGCCAGUAUUCUUGCUGGUCUUGGUUUCUCGCAUGAGAGACAGCAGUUCGCCACAAAGACCUUCUCUGGUGGUUGGCGUAUGAGAUUGGCACUUGCCCGUGCCCUGUUCUGCGAACCUGAUCUUCUCAUGCUCGAUGAACCUUCUAACAUGUUGGAUGUUCCUUCCAUCACCUUCUUGUCAAACUACCUGCAGACCUACCCAAGCACCGUCUUGGUAGUUUCUCACGACAGAGCCUUCCUGAACGAAGUCGCCACAGACAUUAUCCACCAACACUCAGAGCGCCUUGACUACUACAAGGGUGCCAACUUCGAAUCCUUCUACAAUACCAAGGAGGAGAGAAGAAAGACCGCUAAGAGAGAGUACGAGAAGCAAAUGGGUGAGCGUGCGCAUCUGCAAGCAUUCAUCGACAAGUUCCGUUACAAUGCCGCCAAAUCAUCCGAAGCACAGUCACGUAUCAAGAAGCUGGAGAAGAUGCCCAUCUUGGAGGCUCCCGAGAGCGAGUACACUGUCAAAUUCUCGUUCCCCGAUGUGGAAAAGAUGACACCUCCUAUCAUCCAGAUGUCUGGUGUUGCUUUCGGUUACACACCCGACAAGCCGUUGCUCAAGAACGUGGACCUCGAUGUUCAGCUCGACUCGCGUAUUGGUAUCGUUGGACCCAACGGUGCUGGUAAAACAACAGUACUCAAGCUUCUCAUUGGUGCUCUCCAACCGACUACUGGUCUCAUAUCUCAGAACCCUCGUCUGCGUAUUGGCUUCUUCGCUCAACACCACGUCGAUGCUCUGGACUUGAACAUGAGUGCUGUCGGCUUCAUGUCCAAGAUGUACCCUGGUAGGACCGAUGAAGAGUACCGUAGACAUCUCGGUGCCUUCGGUAUCACUGGUAUGACUGGUCUACAAAAGAUGGAGAUUCUUUCUGGAGGUCAGAAGUCUCGUGUCGCUUUUGCCAUCCUUUCCCUUCAGAACCCUCACAUCUUGGUUCUUGAUGAGCCCUCUAACCAUCUGGAUAUCGAAGCUAUGGAUGCUUUGGCAGAUGCUCUCAAGAACUUCGGCGGUGGUGUCUUGAUGGUUUCCCAUGAUGUGUCCAUUCUCAGUGCGGUCUGUUCUACGCUCUGGGUGUGUGACCAGGGAAGUGUUGAGCACUUUGAUGGAGAUGUCAACGAUUACAAGCGCAGAAUUACAGCCCAGGCCGAUGCAGCUGGAGUUGCGACCACUCACCACUAGUGUAUUAGCGACAGAGAGACUAUCACGGUGCUCAUGCAAUACUAGAGCUUGUGGCAAUGGCAAGAUAGAUAUGAACAAAAUGCAUACGUCUGGACAAGUGCUGGACAGACUGGUCAUCGAUGUGGUAUAGACCUUGAGAAGUUUCAUCUGAAGCAUCCUUGCGAUUCUUUGACCUUCUAGUGAUAUGUACCCAGCUCUGCUACCACUGUAUCCUAUAUG
Molecule: messenger RNA, 2657 nt
Organism: Aureobasidium pullulans EXF-150
Lineage: Eukaryota; Fungi; Ascomycota; Dothideomycetes; Dothideales; Saccotheciaceae
Product: ABC transporter domain-containing protein
Exons: 4
Coding region: 195-2438 (747 amino acids)
Molecular function (GO): ATP hydrolysis activity; ATP binding
Source: RefSeq, a predicted model, not a curated record